AAACUGUAACAAUGGCUGCAGCUGUCAAAUUUGGUAAACACUUAAAAGAACUGCGGAUUCAUCUUUGCCAGAAGUCUGCUGCAAGUCAAGGUGUUAGGGACUUUGUUGAGACACAGUAUGUGGCGCUGAAGAAAAGUAAUCCAAAGUUCCCUAUCCUCAUCCGUGAAUGCAGCGGAGUUCAACCUGUUGUUUUCGCAAGAUAUGAGUAUGGGAAGGAAGCCCAAGUACCGUUGUCAGGCAGGAACAGCGCAGAUGUUUUGAAAACAAUAGAGACUCUGAAUAAGCAGUGAACACAUUAAAUAAAUUCUUAGGACUUGUUUUUUUGAAAUAGUGAAAUAUGAUGAAAUAAAUAUAAAAAUAUU
Molecule: messenger RNA, 362 nt
Organism: Mya arenaria
Lineage: Eukaryota; Metazoa; Mollusca; Bivalvia; Myida; Myidae
Product: NADH dehydrogenase [ubiquinone] 1 alpha subcomplex subunit 2-like
Exons: 3
Coding region: 12-290 (92 amino acids)
Source: RefSeq, a predicted model, not a curated record